UGUACGCCGCCCACAAUCCAAGUCGGUGUACCCCCGAAUCGUCGAUCAUAUUAAUUCCGGCCGCCUAGCGCUGCUAUAUAUAGAGAGACCUCGCGGCACUCCACUCCGAUCCUGCAAGGCUGCAACGCACACACUUCCGGCCGACCCGAUCCGUCCAAGUCGAAGCAAUGAUGUCAAUGGAAGCGGCGCCACGCCUACGCCUCGGCGCCGUCGUCGCGCUUCUCCUCUUCCUCGCCGUGACGCCCCCUGAGCCCGCCGCCAGCCGCGGAGCCCCCGCCUCCGCCGUCCCGCCGCUGGUAGCGCGCCUCCGCGCCUUCUCCGAGGCCGGCGGCGGCGGGUUCGCCGAGUGCUGGGACUCGCUGACGCGGCUGGGGUCGUGCACGAGCGAGAUCGUCAUCUUCUUCGUGAACGGCGAGUCCUACAUCGGGCACGAGUGCUGCGUCGCCGUCCGCGGCGCCACGCGCCACUGCUGGCCCGCCAUGCUCGCCUCCGUCGGCUUCACCGCCGAGGAGGCCGACGUCCUGCGCGGCUUCUGCGACGCCGAGGAGGCCGCCGCCAAGGACAAGGGCCCUCCUCCUUCCCCGGCGGGCCCGGUCCCCGCGCCAGAGAAGCCGUAGCCCGUGUCGGGGCCCAAUAAGCUUAUAAGCUUCGCUUUUGUUUCUACACGAUGCACGUUUUGCUAGAGUAGAGCUUGAUGCUGAAUGGUUCAGCCAAUAAAAUCGACUCAGUGUACUCGUGGCCCGUUUCUCUGAA
This is a messenger RNA of Panicum virgatum (switchgrass), 753 nucleotides long. Its product is annotated as egg cell-secreted protein 1.4-like. Lineage: Eukaryota; Viridiplantae; Streptophyta; Magnoliopsida; Poales; Poaceae. The transcript has 2 exons. The record is from RefSeq and is a predicted model, not a curated record. Gene Ontology annotation, biological process: double fertilization forming a zygote and endosperm. Bases 168 to 617 code for a protein of 149 amino acids.